This is a messenger RNA of Ornithodoros turicata, 618 nucleotides long. RefSeq lists its product as uncharacterized. Bases 1 to 618 code for a protein of 205 amino acids. Lineage: Eukaryota; Metazoa; Arthropoda; Arachnida; Ixodida; Argasidae. The transcript has a single exon. The record is from RefSeq and is a predicted model, not a curated record.
AUGCCAUCACCCUCAGGCAAUCAUUCCUCCAGCGCAGAUGAUCCGCCUAUUUCGACGACCACUAUGCUGCGGUUGCCCCCUUUUUGGCGCCAGAACCCGCGGUCUUGGUUCAGACAGGUCGAGGCCCAAUUUCAGCUUCGACAUAUCCAGUCCCAACAGUCAAAGUAUUUUCAAGUUCUGGCUGGUCUUCCUCCGGAAGUUGCGGCAGAACUGGACGAUGUCCUCGCCGCAGUUCAGCUCGAUCAGGCAUACGACGUUCUGAAGACCGCCAUCUUGGACAGAAUGGCAGUGUCCGCACGCGCUAAACUCCAGCAGCUACUGUCUCACGAAGACUUGGGCGACCGAAAGCCAUCGCAUAUGCUCCAUCGCAUGAAACAACUCCUCGGCGAUUCCGCUACCGAAGCACAGCAACCCAUCUUGAGAGAGCUGUUCUUUCAAAGACUUCCGCAAGCGAUGCGUGUGGUUUUGGCAGGGUCGGAAGAUUUAUCCCUUGACCGACUGGCCACGUUGGCUGACCGGAUUGCGGAUUACUCAGAGCCCCCUAAGCCGUCCAUCAUGGCCGCAGCCACCUCGGAGCAGUCUCCGCGCUUGGACCGCAUUGAGCUCCAGCUGCAAUAG